Molecule: messenger RNA, 1750 nt
Organism: Thecamonas trahens ATCC 50062
Lineage: Eukaryota; Apusomonadida; Apusomonadidae
Exons: 1
Coding region: 1-1425 (474 amino acids)
Source: RefSeq, a predicted model, not a curated record
AUGAGCAAGACCGAACGGGAGGAGAGCAGGGAGAAGGGCAAUGGGAAGCGGAGGGGCCGGGAGAAGGGCAAGGACAGGGGCAAGAGCAAGAGCAAGAGCAAGAGCAAGAGCAAGGACAAGGGCAAGGGCAAGGGCAAGGGCAAGGAGGCCGACGGCGACGACCUGCCCUCUGACCGCGACAGGACCAUGGCGCUAUACGAAUCGACGCCUGAGAAUGGUGAGAGCAACGACGGCGACGACCAGCCGGCCAAGCCGGCCCUCGCGCCAGGCCGCUCACCGACGGCGCGGACGCCGCCGGGCCGCUCCGACUCGCCGCAUCGGACCACGCCGCCGCCGUCGAGCAGCCGUGGUGAGAGCGGGAGCAGCGGUGGCCCAUCGCUCCGGUUGCCUUCGGCGGGAAAGGCCAAGGCAGUGUCUGCCAAGACCACUGCGGUGUCGAUCCGGCGGCCAUCGCUGCCGACAUCGCAACUGCCCAACUCUCGCCACGGGCGGAGCAAGUCGGGCAGCGGCAGUGGCGGGCCGUCGCGCAAGUCGGCGACCGACAUCCGCCACGCCAUCCGGUCGCUCUCGGCGGCGCCAGUUUUCUCGUCGCAGUGGUUUAGCAUGUGCGAUGCGCUCGAGUCGGUGGCAGCGGUUGCGGUCAAGGAGACCAAGGCUGUGCGCGACGGGUGCGGAUCGCCAAGUGGGCGCAAAACGCUGUGGGAGCGCGACGAAGUCUGUGUACGGUUUGUGCUGGAGGAGGGCAAGCUCAAUCUUGUGGUCCGCAACCUGCGCGAAUUCAAGGUGAUGCAGCGGAACAUGGUGCUCAAUCCGAGUUUCAAAACGUCGCUGGUGGGCAAGCUGAAAAAGGGUCCGAUGCAGGUGGACGAGGCGCUGCGGUCGUUUGAAGACAAUCUAGGCGUGGUCUUGCUGGCGUGCGUAUGGGCCAUCGAGGCCAUGCAGACGAUGGACAUGCCGCUUCUGCUGCAGCACUGCGCGGAGACGAUGCAGUUUGCGCUGGCCAAACCCGAGUUUGUGGCCGGCCUCGCCGAGGCGCACGAAUCGGGCGUGCUCCAACAGUGCCAGGAGGCCGUUGUGCUCUCGUAUCUGCUGCGAGUGCUGAGCGAGCUCGACUCGCUCGCCGAAGACCGCGUUGUCGAGCUGUUUGACGAGCUCAAGCUCAUGCCGCUGAUGGCGAGCUUUCUCGCAGCGCACGGCAGCGUGCUGAGCAACGCAGCCAAGGCCGACGGCGCGCAGGCGCUGGCGACGCUUGUCGAGUCGGAGGCGUUUGUCACCUCGCCCGAGGCCUUUCUUCCCGACGACGAGGCCGAGGACGCGAUCCUUGCCGCCGUCAACUCGGUCAUCAAGCCGAUGCUCGACGCGUCACCGGCGAUGGCGGCCACGCUCCGGGUCACUGCCUUGCUCACGCUUGUCGAGGGCUGGUGACGACGAAGCGCCCCUCGGGGGCUGUCAGUGGUGGAGGCGGAGCGAGGCGCCGACGUCGUUGGGCAGAACAAACAUUUCGCUUGCGGCUUCUUCGGCAGCCAGCUCGGCAGAGAACAUGUGCUGUAGAAAGUACGCGAUGUUGUGGUUGGCCUUGACGGACCAGACGACGUCCGGGGUGCCAGUGGACGACUCGGGUGAGACCUGCGAAAACUGGGCCAUGUACUGGUGGUGGUUGAGGACAAAGCUCUCGAGCUCGUUUUCGAGCGGCGUCUUGGACCUGCUCUCGUUGAGCUCCCACUGGAUGAUAAAGGCCUCGAGGAUGAAG